Apodemus sylvaticus (European woodmouse) is the source of this 645-nucleotide messenger RNA. RefSeq names its product E3 ubiquitin-protein ligase RING2-like. Lineage: Eukaryota; Metazoa; Chordata; Mammalia; Rodentia; Muridae. Gene Ontology annotation, molecular function: chromatin binding; ubiquitin protein ligase activity. The record is from RefSeq and is a predicted model, not a curated record. Gene Ontology annotation, cellular component: PcG protein complex; ubiquitin ligase complex. The coding region runs from base 1 to 645 and encodes 214 amino acids. The transcript has a single exon.
AUGUCUCAUGCAAUAAAGAUAAGUGAAAUGAGACCAGAAAGUGAAACAUCGGAGCAGAGUUCACAGAAAUUACAAGAAACAUCUCAAGAGACAACUGCAACUGACUUGGAAAAUGUGAUUUUACAGAGAGAUGAGUGGAAAGAUUUUAAGUGUCCAAUUUGUUUGGAUACACUGAAGAACACCUGGAUUACAAAAAACUGUUCACAUCGAUUUUGUAAAGAUUGCAUCGUCACAGCCCUUAGACGUGGCAAAAAGGAAUGUCCUAUCUGCAGGAGAAAAGUAAUUUCCAAACGUUCCCUAGAUCCAGACCCCCAAUUUGAUGCACUUAUCAGCAAAAUAUAUCCUGAUUAUAAUAAGAAGGAAGUUUCUGAAGAGAAUGCAUUAGUAAGGAGGAAAUACAAAACUCAGCAAGCACUUCAUCUCAGCAGUGAAAAGGGAGAGGAGAGAGAUGAGCAGCGAGAAGAUGAACAGAUUGAAACUAAUAUUGGAUGGGAAAGUAACUGUAGCACUUCUCCCUGCUGCAGUAAUAUAUCCAUUGAUGAAGCAGGUCCCAGUAAAAAACGUGUCAAAACAACUUUGGGGUUGAAUCAUGAUACUAAAGGUACAAUAGUGACCAUCAAUGCAGCACACAAUGGUGCAAAUUAA